Messenger RNA from Lolium perenne, 1686 nucleotides. RefSeq names its product septin and tuftelin-interacting protein 1 homolog 1-like. Gene Ontology annotation, molecular function: nucleic acid binding. Gene Ontology annotation, biological process: spliceosomal complex disassembly. Gene Ontology annotation, cellular component: U2-type post-mRNA release spliceosomal complex. The record is from RefSeq and is a predicted model, not a curated record. Lineage: Eukaryota; Viridiplantae; Streptophyta; Magnoliopsida; Poales; Poaceae.
AUGGCCGGCGCUGACGAGCGGAGCAACAGCGUGGCUGGGAAGGAGUUGGACACGAGCGGUGGCGGCGGCGCGAGCUCCCAGUACGACGGGGAUCAAAGCCGUCUGCUGUCGCCGAAGAAGCGGCCACGCGGCCCUGGCGACCUCCUCCUCCACGGACGCGUCGAUUUCGCCGCCCCAAGCUCUGCAGCAGGUCCGUCUAACUAUCUGUACCCUACACAUGAGCACUCGCUGUACAAGUACAACCGCAGCGCCGUGUCGUCGUUCGCGGCGCCCAACGCUAAGGUCGAGAACAUGAUGAGGCGGAUGAACUACGAGCCGGGAUCCGGCCUCGGCAAGUACGGGCAGGGCAUCGUCUCGCCAAUCAAGGUGCCCGAACGACCAAAGCACCAUGGCCUUGGCACCGUCGGUGCCGAGAAGGAAGGAACACCGUAUGACAACGGGCUUCCCAGCACCGACCCGUGGACGGACAAUUGGGGAGAUGGCUGGAAAGCAAAGAAAAGCUAUCAACCGCGGCACCAGGACUUCGAAUGGGGCGACGCCGAUGGAUCCCGGAAGCAAGGCCGGGAGUUCUGCGAGGAGAUCCUCGCCAAAGUGCAUCAGCAAUGGGAAGCAGCCCUCACUAGGCAGGAUGAUCAGGAGACGCUGGAGCUGGUCACCAAGGCUACUAUAACUGAGGCGGUGGCCGUGAUCCACGAGAAAAGCACCACGGGGGAGCUGGCGGCGGGUGACGUGAUCUGGGAGUUCACUUGGCUGAAGGAGAGGUUCCCGGAGGAGUACAAGAUGCACCGCAUCGCGAAUGCAGCGGGCGCGAUCGUGGCGCCGCUGGUUCGCCCCAUGCUCCAGAAAUGGCAGCCGCUGCUGGAUCCCACGCUCUGGCUGGAGGUGGCUGCCAUGCUCAAGAACACGAUGGACGACGGCUCGGCCACGUCGCCGUACGCCGCGCUGAUCAACGACACCGUGGUUCCGGCCCUGAAGGUGUCGGGAUGGAAGGCUACGGGCCCCGAGGGGAUGCUCCGCUUCCUCGAGCCGUGGGAGGACAUUCUGCCCCAUUCCACCAUGCAGCGCAUCCUGGAAGAAGUCGUCAUGCCGGAGCUGACGGCCAUUGUGGAUUCAUGGGACUCGCAGAGCUGUUGGGAUCCCACCUGCUGCCACCCUCAGGUGUGCCCGUGGGUCCGGCUUGCAGGCCCACUGCUGGAGGGCCUGUACGCCACCGUGAGGCGCAAGCUCCAGGAAGGGCUGCGGGGAUGGGACACCGGCUCCGCCUUGGCAUCCAACUACGAGAGGGUGUCCCCGUGGAAGGCCAUGUUCAGCCCGGCAACCUGGGAUGAGUUCAUCGACGAGAUCGGCGUCGUGCCCAGGAUGGCGCAUGCGCUGCUGGAGCUCCGGAUCACGGCGCCGAGGCAGGACGAUGACUCGUUCGAGAAGAAGAUCAUGAAGUGGGCGCCGCUAGUGCGCCACGAGGACAUGGUGGAGCUUCUGGAGGCCUACUUCUUCGACAGGUGGCAGAAAGCGCUGCGCCACUGGCUGGUGUCUGCGGGACGCCCUAGCGGGGAAACCAUGGAAUGGUGUAGAGGCUGGAAGCGCCUCUUCACGCUGGAGCUUCUCGCCGAUGACCGCGUGCUUGCGCGUCUUGAGGAGGGCGUCGACAUGGUCAACCGUAUGGCCGAGGGGAAGAGCAUCCUCUAG